Cinara cedri is the source of this 42857-nucleotide messenger RNA. The record is from the annotation of a GenBank genome assembly. NCBI's taxonomy places the organism in Eukaryota, Metazoa, Arthropoda, Insecta, Hemiptera, Aphididae.
AUGGACAUAACCGUGUUGAAAAAAUUGACCAGAUCCGGUUUUAUAUUACUCCAUGUUACCGUGUUGCUGAUCGGUAAGUCACAACAUAAUAUCAUUACGUUAAAUUUCCAUCAAUCGUUAAUACUCAUAUAAUAACCCGCGAGACCACAUAACAAAUUGCAAUACAAUCCGCUAAUUUGUUAUUAUUUUGUCGUGUUUUGUCGUCGAUUAACCAUUGACCACUGCAGUCGAUGCUAAUCUUUCGCGUGAUAUUCAUGAAAUUAAUUGAGCAAUCGCGCAAAAACAUGGUUAGAAAUUCGCCAUAUAUAUUUUAAUAGGCCGAUACCUAUUUUAAAAUAUUUGAUUACAUUAUGUCAAAGCCGCUUUCCGCAUUUGCGAAAAUCAUCUUAACCUAUACACCGUCUCUAACCCAAUCAUCAUUAUUUUACAAAUCCUAUAUCCUAUACAUAAUAAUAUACGACUACUUUGUUUGUGUGUUGUAUUAGCAUAAACGAACUAUUACUUAAAAAAAAAAAGAAUACAUAAGAAGGAAAGAUAAAAGCUUCAUAUUAAUCGCGAAAAUAAUUUAAGCAACAGCAAUUAUUUAAACAUAAACAUUUUAUUUGAAAACGAUACAAGAAGAAACAAAAAUAUAUAGGGACAAACCUACUUUGCUAAACAUUUUAUUUUUUUAAAUUAUCGUUUUAACAAUAUUUCAAUUGAAAGUUGAUUAUUUAUAGUUGUGAUCAUUGACAAGUGGACACACUUAGUAUAUUAGACAGAGCUAAUUUCUUUGUUUGUAUAUUUUUCGGAGGCUUAGCACUCUCAAGCCCCUCUCCCAAAUUUCCAACUAUGGGCGAAAGUAUAAUAAUAUGAUAUUAUUGAUAUUGCGUUAAUUUCCAUAGCUUAUAGCAGUUAUACACUGGUCGUUUUAAAUAUUAUUAUCGUAAUAUAUUUUGUUUACCGAACACGACGUCGCGAAGAAAGUUCUUUUACCGCUACGGAAUUCAAUGUCGUCAUGCGUUAAGUACGUAGGUAGCUGUUAAGUACCUACUCGCAUAUACACGAGUUGCACCCGGAAUAAUUUCCAUAAUUAAAAAUCAACCGUUCUUAAACGAUAUGAUAUUGAAAGUUACUAGUGCAGUUUUAAACCAAAAUCAAAGAGACUCGAAAUCUCCGUACAUGUCUACAGGUAAUCAAUCAGAAUGUUUUUCAACUAACUAUCGAAUUUUUAAUAUGGAUGCCAUUUGAAAAUCAAAAAUACCAAAAUAGGUUUCACCCCUAAAAAUAAGGGUGACAAAAAAUAAUGGCUAUAAAAUAUUUUAGAGCUAGUCGUUCCUUAAAUUGUAAAAAAAACAUUUACGAAACUUAAUACUUUUAAAAAUAUCUUAACUAUCAUAUUUUCGUAGGACACUCUGUAUAUUAUAAGUUCCGACACAGUUUUGAUUUUUCUGACUUAAACGUAAAGGAAUUUGAAUUUAAAAAUGAGAUUUAGUCAUAUAAAAAAUAUAAUAGAUACUAAACAAAAUUGUCGAGGGAAAAGAUAUAUUUUCCUUAUCUCUCCCCCCCCCCCACUGUCUAAAUACGCUAUUGGUCCUCGUCUCCCGUGUCUCCCGCUUUACCGUGAUAAAAUAAUCAUAUAGUAUAUGUGGGUAUACGGCGUGUUUUUUUUUUUAUCAUAUUUCAAUUCGUUUCGUUUUAUCAUGGCGCGCGUCUCGUUUCGCCAUACAUUAUUAAGUAUAGAAACUUAAUACCCGGCGACGGAAUACCAACAAAGAAAGUGAUACCGUUCACGUGUCGUGUUGUGACAACCAGUUCGAUCGGAGAACCUCCUUAGGGUUUAUACCUAGUGUGCCUAUUACACGCAUAUUUCAAGUAUACAAAACCGUACAAAUCGUACAGAAUUAACACAACAAUCAAACGGCACGUAUAGAUCGGUAAAUAGAUAAGUACCUAUACAAUCGUUUUCAUACUAACAAAUAUAAUUUCUAUAAUAAUUACUGAAAAUCGUUUUUUCUUCUUCCGUUCUCCCGGAUAAUAUCAACGACACGCCCGUUGACGGUCUGUUUGAAUGCCAUUUAAAGAAACACACUCGUGGGCAUAAAGGUAUUAUAAUAUUAUAUUAAACGCCAAUUGGUUUCAAUUUUAUUGUUUUCGCGAGAUAAUGUCGCAAUAUAAUAUCAUUCAAAUUAUCAUUACUAUAUUAUUAGAUAGUCCCGUGGCAUUUUAAGAAAGCUAAGUACCAUUAAAACCGUGAAUACUAUAAUGUAAAUCUUAACAAUACAUAUGUAUUGUAUAUAUAUAUACCUACUUACUGUUUACAAUAAUAAUAAUAUUAUUAUUAUUAAUUAAAAAAAAAAAAAAAAUCAUCGACAAUCAAAUACUUCUAACAAACACGUAUGCAGUGUACACAGGUAUUUCGCGUCGUUUAAUCGUUUUCUAUAGAACAACGACAAGAUGAACGUUUUCAAACAAACAAUAAUAAAUUAAUUGAUUAAAUAAUCUACUUCCAAUGACAUAGAUGUGUAUUAAUUCGAUAACAUAUUGACAACAUCCCGAGUACUUAUAAACGAAUUAAAUAAUUUUCACACGUCAUUACAUAGUAAAAUGAUUGCGCUAUACAAGUCCGUAACGAGUCCGUCUUGAGGUUAAGGGCGUUAAGAAUAUGUAUUAUAGCUAGUAAAUAAUAUGCAAUAUGUUUAAAAAAAAAAUCAAAUAAUAACACCGACCGUUUGGAUAUUAUUCAGAUGCUGAUGGCGUCUUUUUUUUUUUAAUUUUUUUUUUCGCUUCAUUCGCGUGCCCGAGACAUUGUACUAAAUUCCCUUUACAUAAUUGGCAACCUUCAUAAUUUUCGUAGUUUCUACGUUACUGGCAGCACUCUUUCAUUUUUAAUAUGUUGUUCUACAGAUUUUUCUUAAUAUUUUAUUUUUAAAGGACAGUGACUUUUUCUUGAUAUUUGUUAUUUUUUUAUUUAUAUUUAUUUACUAUCAUCCACGUGCCUGUCCUUAACGUUGGUCUAAAUUCAAUAAUAUAAUAAUAUAUAUAUAAAAUCAUAAAUUUGUUCUCCAGAUUAAAAUUUAGGAAUCAUACAAUAUUUUAAUUGCGCAUUUUAGAUUCUGAGUGGAGCAAAGAAGCUUGUGGUUUUACAAAGAUGUUUAUUUUUAAUUUUUUAACUGCUCAGAUUUCUACGUGUAGCACCUUUUCAUAAAAUAAUUCGGCCUGAGGAGGUACUUAAAGUAGAUCGUUUUUCGAUUUUCUCAGGAGUUUUCUCAUCAAGUAUAAAAAACCGAGAAAAUAUAUAAGAAAUGUCGGUAUUAGUUAAAUUAUAUUACGACCUUCUUUAUACACAAAACGUUUGUCCAAACGCAUGUUAACAUAUUAAGUGUCGCCGUAGCCUAAAAAAAACUAUAUUAUAUUAUAAUGGGUAAGUUUUAACGAAUUAUCGGUUCGGUCGGGAAGUAAAAAUAAGAGUUGUGCUUUGGAACGAAACAGAAAUAAUGAUGAUAAUGACGGAUAACGUAAUACAAUAUCACUUAGGGUAACGGCAUUAACCUUCUUCAAUAAUAUAAUAAAUUGAUUUAAUUAUUGAUUGGGCAAGCCAAACGACUGCAGCACACGUCAUGCGUAACGCGUUUACAUGGUAAUUUCUUGGUCGUAUAAUAUUAUAUUAUUAUAAUACGAUGGGUACCUUCUUCAAUUGUUAUUACACGGAGGCAUCACGUACAAUAAUUACAUCUCCCGGGCAAAACGCCGGCGCAAACAGCAACUGAAAAUUAGAGAAGAAAACUACACCAUAGUUAUACCUAUCGUAACUUCUCGAAAACUAGUUCAAGGUCCGGCGCAUCGUUUCCAUUCUCUCGCGGCGCGUGCAUAUAUUAGAAAAUCGUAUAUUAUAUUGUUAAGCCGUUCGUAAUAAAUUAUUAUUGUUAUUAUUAUUUUUAUGAAAAACGAGUAUAGUCUGGCGAAAAUCACGAGGGUCGUGACCGCGUAGGUACUGUUAUAAUCGAAAAAAUAAAAACGCCAACAAUUUUAUGGCACAGAUCGGCGUGAAAACGGUUUUAUAAUAUUAUUGUGUGGCACGAUUGUCGUUUCUCGAAAAUCGGAGUUCGGAACAUUAGUUCUGAAUAUCAUAUUAAUAUUAAAUAAAUUUUUGGAUGAUGUUUUUUUUAUUAAUCUGAACAUAGAAAAUGGUCUUAAUUAAAUUAUUUGAGGGAUAAAAACGGAAUAUUGAAAUAUGACGCCCAGAGCCAAUGUCCUCUUUGACCCUCCCCUUAAUACGACCCUAAUUAUACGUACCUUUUAUGAUAUUAUAGAUAAAUAUAAUAAACUAAAACGCUAUAAAACUACGAUUUUUCUAUUGUUAAAAAUAUAAAAUAAAAGAAUACUUCGGACGGCAUAAAAAUGCAUUUUUUUAAAUUUUUCCAUUGUAAAAGUAUUGCACGAAACACUCAUUUUCAAUACUGCACUCUACACUAUUACUCAACAUUUUUAUUUUUCGUACAUCUAUAGACAAUAUAAUAAUACAAUAAUAAAAUUACGAGAAAUUUGAUAAUAUCAUAUUAUGUUUUGUCAACCGCUACAUACAAGUUUCAUAAUUUACACAGGAAACAAAAUCAUUAAAAACGUAAAAUCAUUGAAAAAAAAAAAACAAAAUUCUGCGUGACACUCGUGAUUAAUUGGUUAAGUCAGACAAUUUUAUUAAAAUGGAUAUUUAAUCCCUGAAGUCCGAAAUUCUAGUGUAAGCCCCUAUAUAUUGUUAUUGGCAUUUGAAAAUCUGUAUGAUAAUAUAGGCUUCGAGAUGUCGUCAGACUAUGUAUUUAUGUGUUCAAAAUUUCUGAUCUCUGUGUGUUGUACAGAUUUUUUUAACAAUCGGCUUAUCGUUAGGUAUUUGUUUAAAAAAUAUGACGUUUAUAUUUUGGAAUAUUUUUUCUUAGCAAAACAUUGUUUUCCUCGUGGUCACUAAGAAUCCGGAGCGUAAUCAUAACAUUUACUCAUCUUUGAUGUAUCUACCAAUAUUCGCGUUCUACUAUUCUUCAACACGUUUGUCGUGCAUCCGAACUUAUUAAACGGAUAUAUAAUUGUACAAUAUAAACUGUAUAAUAUAAAAGUAUACGAUAUUUUUCUUUUUACUUACCAUUAUAUAGUUUCCCGAGUAAUGAAUAAUGAUAUGUGUUUCCGGAACGAACGCGUGAAAUUUGCGUGAAACUCUAUAAUAAUAUUGUAUGUAUCGGCUGUGCAUAGGUAUUAAGUGCUAGGUAAACAAUUUGUUAUGAUAAUGUUAUUAUUACGGUAAUCGGUAACUAAUAAUAUUUAUCGUCGGUGGUGACAAAUAAGAAAGAAAAAAACGCGUUGACCGUUUUAUACGUUGAACUCUUGGCCCGAUUCUUCCGCGGUUCAUCCGGUAUAAUAAUAGUACAUUUAUUAUUAUUAUCCACUACGGCUACUGAAUACUGUGUAUGCACACGUCACAUUCGCGGUAUAAACCCGGUCAUAACCUGGUCACUCGGACUGCACUAAUCGGCACGCGGUUCGUCUUCAUCAAUCCUUGUCAGCGGCGCGUCGAAAGCAGUCGUCUACACGGACAUUCGUCAUCGGUGUCGCCAAAUUAUUGAAGUAUAACCACAAUGACGUGGCGACCAUAUUUCAAGCACUAAGCAAAAUAUUAAAAAAAUAAUCCACCCACUUGCCCUAUAGCCUUUUCAUAUAUUUAUAAGGAAUGGUCUUUCACCAAUGCCACUACAUUUUCUGCUCAUUCGGAUUUUUUAAUUCUAUACGAAUUAUAGACAUGCCGUUGUUACUGAAGUAGUUCUCAGGUGCAAUAAUAUAAAUUCUAUUUAUCCUCGAUUCAUCAUUACCAAUGCUUCUAAACGUUUUCUUAUCCUGCCUAUCGUAUCAUCGCUCCUUCGAUUUUUAUUCUCUACAUAUAGACAUAUUUUUUCCUUCGUCGGUUACAAAUUAUUAACAAUUUCUUCUUAUAUUGUUAACGUUUAAAAAUUAUUGAUAAUCCUUUAAAAAAAUUCAAUCAGUUUUAUUUGUUCAAAACAUGGUUUACAAAUCUCCUGCCUCGUAGAGAUGUUCGAUUUCUGUGUAUUAUUUAUGUUUAAUUUUUUUAGAAAGAGGAAAACUUCCUAUAGUAAUGGACUUUGUUACCAUAAACCAUAAAAAGGAUAAGUUAAACAAAAUAGAACAAAAUUAGUCAUAUUAAAACUCUAAUCGUAACGUUUGGAUAAACCUAUAUAUUUUUCGAAAUCCCAGUACAAUGUGCCAUAUAAAAAGUUUUUAUCUUUUCAUAAAAAAAAAAAAUUAUAAUAAUUAUCGAAAUCAAUCUACUCUAUGAAGCAGGAAACCUAACUCUGUAACGCAUGUUUCUGGAUAAAAACAACCAACAAGUCACGUGAAGUCCCUUUAUCGUAUAGCUUGUUGUUCUAUCGUUCUUAAACUUAAACGAUUUCUCUUAACUCUACAUCAAGUUUAGUUAUUCGGUCUCCUCGAUACCCAGUAUCUUAUACAUUCGUAUAUCUUUCCGUUGCGAGUGACGUCAGGAAUUUGUACCCGCCGCCACCGAGUACCGUUAUAAUACCAUACAUAUAUUGACAUAUUGACCCAGGCUUCUAUACGAAGUCAACAGUAGAAUAUUCAACUCGCCCACGAUUUACGUAUUAUUAUUAUAAUAAAUAAUAAUACGAUAUAGGUACUAUUAUGCACUAUACGCAAGUAUAUAUUUUUCGUAACCGGCACACGCCCGUGAAAACAAUACGACGACGGCGCGCACGAUCUGUCGGUCUCAGAUUGCGUGAAGUGAAGAGAAGUCUACUGAAAAUUACAUUACAGGUAUUACAGGUAAUGUGUGUGUGUGUGUGUGUGUGUGUGUGAGUGUGCGCGCAAACCGACCGAUAUUCGUCUGAUCCGACAUACCUAUUAUUGUUCCGAAAUGCUUAAUUAUUAUUUAGAUAGUAUUUAGUAUUUUUAUGAGCACAUAGACCUGCAGUGGUUCCUUCGAGUCUUCCAGAAAAUUGAACGAUUUUCUCACGUUUCCCCCGAUCAAUAUAAAUUAAAACAAAAUACAUUUUAGAUUAUAAAUUACCGUUUUCACGUAUUAGUUAUAAAUCUAAAUUAGGAAACUACGAUGUAACUGGUACUAUGGUAACUGGUACGUCCGUCGAGUUUCACCGAUAUUUGGAUUUUAAUUCGUGGUUGUACUGUAAUAAAUCCUGCUUCGGACAAAUACCAAGUCGCAAAUCGUAUUGAUAUGCUACGUGUGUUGCUGAUUACGAGACAUACAUUUUUUUUUUUUUGUGGGUCAAAACCGUAAAUACUUUGUAAAUCUUAAAAAUCUAAUGGUCUAAAGAAAAACGAAUCCGGUACUUACUUUGUGCCUCCCAGUUUGUGAACCGCUGGCAUAGACGGUAAACGGGUGGGUACGUAACUGUAUAAACGUGUUUACGGGCGGAGAAUUUUGAAAGAAAAAGCUGUUAUUAUACAAUAUUAUAUCACGAGAUGACGACGUCGACAUAAUUAUUAUCAUAAUGUUAUUGCUAUUAUUAUUAUUAUUUUUUUUUUUUUUUCAUUAUUGUCGCCGAUACAGUGAUAUAGAGAAACUGAUCGAAUUACUGACACUCGACGUGCACAAUGACGUACAGCGAUGAUCGGUGCGAUUGACGAGUCCGAUUAGAUUUUUCAAAAUGUUCGCCGUGCGCUACAUUAUUAUCGCCGUUGAAAAACCGAAAACGAAAUUUACAUAACAUUAUCGGAGAUUAAUAAUAAUUGUCAUUACGACGCGCGCAAGAUAAUAAUAUUAGGGUAUAAAAUAAAAUUAAAAAAAAAUCGUUACGAAAUAUCUGGUCUUUAUCGUCCAAUCGUGGCGCGAUACUCGCGUCACACACGGUGACGUUUUUAUUAUUUUCUAUUUGACACGCCGAGCCCAAGUACAAUACGCGCCGACAAACCAGGUACCCACACCUAUCCAUUAUAAUGUUAUUAUUUUUAUUAUCAUUUUUUUGAUAUUUAAAAUAGAUACGCCGUAAUAAAAUUUCGUAUGGCUAAUGAAAUUUAACCAAACUGACCUAUAUUAAUAUUAUAAACGUCGUGUUUUAUAUUUUUUUACACGCGCAAUAGUUUGUUCAAAAAAACAAAAAACUCAAAAUUCAAUAAUUUAAACGGCCGACAGGUGAAUUUAGGUAAGUCUCUAUUAGAGCUCACUAUUUCACGUGUACACGCUUUCACGCAUUUAUGUGAAAUUAACAUUCGGAUCUAUAAAAUCAUACACAAUACACGUACAUUCGCGUAUUUCACGUUAUUUACGUAUUUACCUACGUGUUUAAGUAUUUCGUGUGAAAACGGAUAAUAAAUUCAUGUGUAUUAAGGUACACAAAAUUUCCAAUCGCGUGUACACAGACUCCGUAUUCGCGUACUUAUUAAUUCAUGGUUUCAAUUAAGAUUUCUGUUACAUAUCUGAGUGCAUGAAAAUUGCGGCUGAAUUUAAAUGCUGACAGUUCGAAUUUUAAGGAAUUGCUAAAUGAUUCGAAAUAACCUGAAGGACAUGUGUCUAGAUUCAGAGAGCCUAUAUCAAAAUUGAAUAGCGGACAACGGCCUAUAGUUAGAAUUUCAAUGGGAUGCGCUUUUUUUUUGACUUCACAGAAUAUUAUUAGAAUUUCCGAGGCAUUUCCACGGAAUAACAUUAGAAAAGUAACGAAAUAUCGUAACCCGUGGUAAGAGUUAUACCAAUAAAAAACGGCUUCCUAGUAAUGUAAACUUUCUUUCUAUAUUAUAAGCUCUCAGCUAACGAUCCCUCAUCAGCAUUUUUGAAGUAUAUCCAUUAUCGAAAAAGUAUUAGUUAUUUAAAAAAUACGAUUUUUAAACCUUUUGAGUUGAAUAUUUCGAGAAUUGCGAAAUACUGACACGGUUAUCCUGAAAAAAUUACCAUCUACACAUUGUAAAUAUACAAUAAUAUAUUUAUAACAAGUUAGGGGUUUUCUCACUAAAACCAAUUUUAAAACCCUAGGUAUUCGUUUGUUUUACGUGAACUCAUUUUUGCUAUAUUGCCUGUUAGAAAGACAUAAAUGGUAAAUGCCACUGUCACGGCUUUUACUUAAAGUUUUAACUGUUACAAAUCGGCACGUCGUUACAUAAAAACAAAUUCGAAUGGAUGUACCUAUCGUAUAGUAUUAUUAUUAUUAUUAUUAAGGUAGGUACGUACAAGUAAUUACAUAAUUUUCCAAUUGAUUCGGGAAGCGAAUUGCGGAAGUUUCGUAAAUGAUGCAAUGUUGUGGCUUAUAACAACUGCACACGCUGACACUGCACCAACUGGCCGACAUCAAAAUAUUAAAGAUACAAAUUAACCAUGUUUUCGACGUGAAACUUGGUGAUGGUAUUUUUUCGCAGUAAACAACAUGCGUCAAAACAUCUAUCCGCCGACUGUAUCCGCUACAGCUCCUUUAUCCUAGAAUACUGUUUCCUAUAUCACAGGAAACCAGGUACCUGGGACCUGGGAACGGAGCCAUGGAACCCUGUAAAAAACUGAUGUCUAGACGUUUUUACCUGUUCCCAUAUCUCAACUUACUUCUUCCGUACCCUUAUUCCCUUAGUAUACUAAAUGUAUUUUCACUUCUCCUGUAUUUUACUUACUCCUGUAUCCUACCCGACAAACUUUGACCAGCAGCUCGUUUAUAUAUAAAACUACACCUGUACACCCGGUACGUAUUUUUUUUAAAUAAUAAUGUGCGUCGGGACACGUAUUUACAAACUCUAUCCGAGUUCGAUACGAGCCGAAACGUAACCGAGUUAGUUUUAAGAGUUUUGGGAAGUUCUUCAAAACAUAAUUUAAUUAUUAAUCCAAACCCAAUACUGCUCCAAGGAAACUAGUGCAUAUCAAAAUACUACCUAAUCGAUUAAACGCGCCACGGGUUUAAAUAAAGCAAAGGAGAAAUGGAAAAACUUAACCUACCAGUUAAUCCAAACCUAAUGAUAAUGCUCCCAGGAAAUUAGUUUUCUAGUUUAAACCUAAAACCUAUAUCUUGGUCGAUGAAAAUUCUGGUUGUGAAUUUAUAUACCACUUAGGUCGGAUAAAGUCUGUACAUAGUUUUUCGUAAACAUUUCCGUUUAAAAAUCAUAUCGUUUGUGAAUGAAAUCGAUCGGAUUUCUGAAUAAAAAUUAUAGCAGGUACCUAUAUGAUAUAUGGAAAACAUCUGGUGGUCAUACCGAAGUAGGUGUAACGAUGAUCGAGAUAUUAAACGGUCCGUUUUCGGAGUAUAUUAUUUUUAUGCGGGAAUCAGCGCGUAAAAAUCCCGACGAAACUAUAAUAGAAUAUUAAACGCACGUAUACCUUUCGCGGAGUGAAAUCUACAAGAAAAGGAGCAAUACUUAAAUAAUAUUUUAUAUCUGUAAUACUAUUCUAAUUAAAUCACCUUCGGCAGUUAUGACCCACAGAGAUACGUGUUGUACACACGGUAACCGAGUGCGAAUUACAAAUUGUGGUAUUUCAUUAUUUACGAAAACCGUUGACCCAGCAGUCAGAGAACUCAAAAUAUACACCGUUACAGCCGUCAUAGUUUUAUAAACUUAUAUACAGAAUAGCGAUGCGUUUAUGAGACGAUGAAUUUUUUUUAAUAGAAAUAAUUGGCUGAAAAGCGGAGAAAAUUAAAAACGACGAAUGAUUUUGAGAUACAAAGUCGGAUUCGUAUUUUUAUUUUUGCAAUCGUUUUUCUGCCAUUGACUGAACUUUUCCACACUUCAAUUUUUCCGUUAUCGAUCACAUUCCCAACCGGGAUUUUUUGAAGGUGGGCGUCACAUUUCUGCAUUCAAACAAGUAAUCAUGUUUUAACACAUUUUAAUGUGUUUAUAGAACUUAAACACGAAUGGAUGGGGGAGGGUGUCCUUGGUCGCACCGCUGUCACGUUCGACACAAUAUUCGUAAUAUACUUUCUUAUUAAACCCGAGAACGCGUUAUCAUAAUAAUAUUAUACGGCGGUUACCGAUGUGUUGCAGAUCAAUACAAUUGCCGUAGUGAUGUCAGUCGUUACUAUCGUAUUAAUAAAGAGCCAUCCGAAUACUAUUAUAUUAAAUUUUAUAGGCAUAGAUGUACGAUGUUUUAAACGAAAACGAAACCGCCGGGAUCAACAUGCGAUCUGCAAAACACGGUGACAUUACGCAUUAUAUAAGUCGGUGUAGUAGUGGCUGUAUUACAUGUCGUGUACAAAUCGAUUCGCAUGCCUGUAAUACUUCGCACAUUUGUCGCGUGCUUCGUUAUUAAUAACACACUAUUUUGAUGUCAAUUCGUAAUUUGCGAUUUUUUUUUUUAUUUUUAUUUUUCACGUCGAAAUAAUAAAUGUAUAAUAUUAUUAUAUAGAUAUUAUUAAGGUCAUCGCCGUUGACCGGCCGGUACCUAACCGCCGCGGAAAACUAGUUUCACGCCGCAUUGGAAACGCCUAGAAACGCUUCGCGCUCCAACAAUACAUUAGGUAUUAUAGGUACUCUCAGCGCGUAAUGCACUGCUUUGCAAAUUGGAUCUAUCAUCCGCGAAUUCAGGUCUGUAGGACAUAGGCGCCGCGGAAUGGAAUACACCGAAAUCGCAUUUUUUUUAUUUUCUUCGUAUAUUUUAAUUGCCGACGACACGAAGAGUAUUCUAGUUGUAUGUAUAAUAGAGAAAUUGAAAAGACAAAUAUAAUAAUUGAAUUUUAUAAUAUUUGCUCAAUCGCUUGAGGUGUAGGCGUAUGGUGUAGACCAUAGAAUAAUAUAAAGAUCCUAGCAUAUGUGCUGCCAUACAUAAUAUAGAUGAAAUUUACUUUUCGGUAGAAAAUUUGUUCAUAUACACAAAACAUAACAAAAAAAAUAUUUCAAAAAUAAGUCUGUGCAUUAUCUGUGCACAGUCUUACAUUUGAUUUUAAUAAGCUUGAUACCGUUUUUUCUAUGUUUUCUACGAUUUUAAAAAUUAUUUUUAACGUUUUAAUAACUAUUUAAAAUUUAAGGCUCUUCUACUAUAAAUUACAGACCGAGCCCAAUACUCCUUUAAGAGGGAAGGCGUUCGGCCGUUUUACAUACGAAUAUACCUUCGCGGGUUUAGGAAUAACUCAUUGUCAACAUAAUGUUUUCUUGCUUUUUUUAAAAAAUAUCAAGGAACAACAACAUUCUAAAGCCACAUUGAACUCCAAUUUUACAUUUGAUUUCAAAUAACAAUAUAAAAAGUUGGUAAAUAAAUUAAAAUUUAUAUUUUUUAAAGACUUAUCAUAAAAUUUAAGAGAGAAAUAUUAAUACACAGAGUUCAAUGAGAUUUGAAUAAAAUAGAAAAAACAUUUUUAAAAAAAUUAAUCAAAAUCAGAUCACUUACCGGGCUUUUCCUGUAAAGCGUGUUUUUGAGUCAAAAAGUGCUGAGCCUCUUAAAUAAAAAGUUGUUUUUCCUUCACUGUCUCAUGAUGCUAUAUAAAAUUAUAUAAAUGUUGUUCAUUUUUUUUUUUUUGAAAUCAUAUACCAAAAACAUCUACCAGUGUAUGUCAAUAACAAAUGAUCAUUUUGAGAUAUUUUGUUAGAUUUUUAUAUUAUUAUUCCUUAAGCGGUUAGGUAUAAUCUUGACAAUUCUUAAAAUUUACGAUUUAUUAAAAUUAAUGUUUUUAAUAUAAUAUACAAUAUAUUAGUGGCGUCAUAAAUGCAGUUGUCUUCAUAUAUUAAGUACCUAGAGGUAUAACGUUUUCCCAUCCUCCGUUGAGUGUGCGAAUGUGUAAUGUAUUGUUACUUCUACUAAUAAUAUUAUGUUAGGUAUAACAUCAAUUAAAUAUGUUAAUAAUAUCCAUGACCCGUCAAUAAUAAAUAAUAAUUAACGAUAAAUAUUUCACGCGGGUAGUGUACUGGGAAUAUAACCUCGAGGACAACGUCCAGUACGGUUGGGAAAUAAAUAAUCGAAAAGGCGUAAUCGCCGCUGUAUGAUAUUAUUAGAGUGGUACGAAGGAGACUGAUAUGUUUUUUUUUUUUUUUUGAUUAUAUAGGUACUUAAAAUCUAAACUUGAUCAAGUUUAAAUAUGAUUCGUUUUUUAUUUUUCUUCUUCUGUAGGUUUUCAAUAUGUUGAAUGGUAUAGGCUACGACUCUCCGUGCAUCUACGCCAAAAAUUAAAAGUUAUCAAAAAAAUAAACCUAUAACUUGACUUUUAACGCUUUGCAAAAGUACUGUCUUGCAUCUUUGCAAAACCCCACGCUCUUAUUUAUUUAUUUGUUAAUGACGGUAAACAAUAACAUCUACCAUACAUCAAAAGAGUCAAUGGUUAAUAUUCGUAAUAUAUAUAUAUGAACAGUGUGAUAAAUAAAUUUUGUCUUAGGGUCGCAUAAAAAAUGUCUUUCGGUAUGGCUUCAAAUGUUCGUAUUGGGCAAUCAUGAAUCCAUAAUAAUAUGUCAUUUGUGGAUUGUUCGGAGAACCCGUAAUCACAAGCUGGAGAUGUAGACAUUCCCCGUUUGAAAAUUACUAUAGAUACAUUACACCGAAAGUUAGUUCUAAGAGCGGUCGAGUAUUGUCCAAUAUUUCCUAUAGAUGUUCAAAUCUGGUAAGUUGUCUGAUAGGCCAUCGGAAUUGACGUCUUAUCUAUUUAUUUGUUCAUUAUCGAACCAUUAUUCUCGUCACCGCAGUCCCUUAUUUGACACUUAGUCGUUCUUUAGUGAUUUCAAUCCACAUCGAUUAACUUAGGUUAGAUUAUAUUCUAACUCAUGUUCUAAUGUUAUCAUUUUUGGAUACGGUCGUUCGUGUGUGCAAUUUAGUUGACAAUAUACACGUGGGCGUCGGAUAAAGUGAAACCGACACGUCUUAUCCGUAGAUCACAUAUUAUCAAUGUUAUUCGAGUUCGUGAUAUUAGUAUUAUUAUACUCAUCUACGCAAGGAUUAUAAUAAUAUAGACCGUCAAAACGUGCACUCCGUCGGUUUAGGUAUAAGUGGUAUAACAAUAAAAUAAUGAAAAUAUUCUAUACCGUUAAUUUGGACACCGUGCAGUCUAAACUGACCUGGAAACUCGUUUUGCUUUCUCGGCUUCUCAGAAUCAUUAGUGUUUUAUUACAUAUUUCCCCCCUCGAAAAUUGAAACAAUUAUUUUUAGUCGUUUUUCGCGGGGUUUUUCAUUUUUUAUUUUCUUAUAUCAGAACAACGGGUCGACUAUGGAAAAAAAAAAAAUUUGAAUUCGGAAUAUUAUAUAUAAUAAUGUACACUUCAACUAUCACGCUCAAUUAUACAUUAAAACAAUCCAAAAAUGUGCCUAUAUUUUUAACGUAAAGGAACCUACGUCAUAUUUUCAAACAAAACUAACGGUUUUCUGGUAAAUAAUUAUCAUUUACCAAUUGUUGUUCUUCUUGUGUAUUAUGUAGGUAUAUCACGUACCUACUAAACAGACAUUUCGAUCUGUCAUUUUUGCAGUACAUAUACAAUUAUUUACCUAAGCAAACGAGAACAAAUUAACGAAAAUAAUAAAGCCAUCGUUAAAAUGAAUUUAACUCUUUAAAUAUUAAAAGUAAAAAUGCAACUAAUUAAAUUUGAUCGUAUAAUAUUCUAAUGAAAAAAAAAAACCUAAGAUUCGAUUCGCAAAUCUUUGACCAGCGGUAUAACAAAACUGGGACAAUGCUAAUGAAAAUUAAUUUUCGAUUUUACGUAAUAAAAACUAAACUAAAGUCGAGAUUCAUUUUUUUGUUUCUUUUUAAAAUUACUUUUUAACGAGUUGUUUUAUUAACGCCCACCGUUAAUUGUAUUAGGUAUUGUAUUCGGUUUGAGUCGAUUCGUUUAGUGUAAAAUCGUUACCCGUAGUUUAAUAACGCGGGGUAAAUAUUAUUUAUGUCAUUAAAAGUCGUUAACCGUACUAUUUGAAAUCGUCGGAGCAAAUGUUUCGCUCAGUCAUCGUUAAACUACUUACACUUCUAAGGAUUAUUAUAUAGAUCCCGGUAUUAACGUUCCCUAUAACUUGAAAUAAGCAACAGUCACAAAUGAAAUUCUCCGAUUCGAUUUUUAUUGUCCAUCAUACAUUUUUAAUAUACUAUAUCUGUUGGUCCUAAAACCAGAUAAUGCUCCAAGAAAGUUUGUGUCUUUACGUUAAACCUAAAAACCUAGUCGAUGAAAAAUUCAGACGAGUUUAGAUGAAAACAACACACAAAUUUGGUCUAUGAUUGCCGGAUUUGAACCCGUCAACGCUGAUUGACACCAUCAUAACGUAUGUCGAUUUGUAUGACACGUUGCCUGCAUAAAACGAAUAACGCCAUAUCUGGUGAAUCGGAGUUGCCAUUUGCGGUCUGUGGCUAUCGUUUCAGGUAUAGGAAAUUACGCGUCCCGGACGGUUGAUCACAGUUAUGUUUCUCGACGACAACGUUUUGUGACCUACACACGUUUGACGAGAAUAACAAUAUCCUCUUCUCUGUAAACCAUUUAUAUUUUAUAUACACAUAAUGUCGGGAAUAUUAUCGUAUUUCACGCAUCGGAGAAUACAAAAAUAUAUUAUUAUGUUUUUAUUGUUCCUUUAUUGUGCUAUACCAUACCUGAUAACAUUUUUGACAUCACUCACACUGUACCUAUAAUACGUAAUCUAAAAAACUAACAGCCAGUUCAUAUUUCAAUCAAUCAAAAUAUCAGAAGUAACCAAUCUGUUUCGAGUGUUGAAACCUACACUGUACCACUUUAAACACCCGUAUAUCACCUUUAAUCACACUUUAAUACACCCGUACAUCAUAUUGAAAAAAAAAGUGUUGAUUAAUUAAGAUUAAUCAACACUAUUCUAUAGAUAUAUACAUAUUUAUAAAAAGAAAUUGAAAAUAAACAAUCUUAUCUUUUAGAUUCGCAGAGUAGUGAGGAGUGCAUUGUAUUUAAAAUAAUGUUUAUUUUGUUUUGUUCUAUCUGUGAACAACUUGUCUACCAGAAAUCUUGCUCCUAUUUUAAAGUGCAGUACUUUUUCUGUAAGAAAAUUUUAUCUAGAUAGUACUUUAAAAACGUAAUUUUUUUGAUUUUCCAAACGGUUUUUUUAAUUAUUGGAAAAAAAAAUCGUACCUUCCCAACUUCAACCUACAACAGUGACCUACCCAUCGUGUAAAGUAUGUCCGUCUUUUUUUUCUUUUGUUUAAAAAAAAAAAUUAAAUAAAUAAUAUUUGAUUGUAUUUAUCGUUUCUCUAUUGUUUUUAUUUUUUUAUUAUUAUUUUUAACGUCAUGAUAUUGUUUAAGGCCGGCGGUGAACCAAAAAAAAAAAAAUUUAUCAUGAAACGUUAAAAAGUAUUGACAUCCAUUUGGUUGGUAUCAUCAUCACUUUUCGACGUUAUAAGAAUUACUCCAGACAUUUUUAUUUUUUGCUGUGUAAAUUAUUAUGUAGAUCGAAUGAAUGGAGACUUCAAAAUGGUGGACAGGGCAGACAAAAUGGAUGACGCAAUGAAUUGUAUCGGGUGGAGGGACAACUCGAUGGCACUAAUAUAGCUUGCAAAGCAGAACAAAAUAUGACUUAUAUUUUAAUGAGUUCGUUUAGUUGUAGUAUGUCGAUUUUAUUAAUUUUAUCAUUAUCUUUGAGAAAAACAGUGUAAUCAUUUUUAUUUAUUGUUUUCUGUAUCUCAAUGAACGAGCUAGUAAUCUCAAGUACUGCUUAAUCCAAUCAUCACAUCCUUCCAGUGUCGUUAGCUCUGUUACACAAGUCAAAAUGGUAGCUGUUACUGCAGCUUCCCUACGUUAGAACCCAUUCUUUUACCGGAGAAAACUAUAGGUAAGACAUGACACUCGGUAUAAUUAAUAACAAUGACACGGUGUUUUCACAAAUGAGGACAAUUCACCAAUAAUUAAUAGUCAUUAUUAUUAUUAAUGAGAACCGUAUUUAUACAAGAAAAAAUUAGUGAAUAUCUAAACAUAGAAAGUCAUUAUUGCAUUAGGAAUACAAUUAUUUACAAAUCAAUAAAAAACACUGCGGUAUGAUCAAAUGUUAAAUUUAAAUAGCGAAGAAAUAAAAAAUUAUUAUUAUUUUCAUUGCACAAUUUUCACGCCCGUCAUAUGAAAAUAAACAUCGUCAAAUAUGGAGAGAAAAAUUGAGAAACGAUUUUUUACUAUUAAAAAUAAAACUAUAAUAUAUUAUUGACGUCACGUCGGGUGUGAAUAAAGAGGAUGCAUGAAUUGUAUAAAAAAAUAUUGUCACCGCAGUAUAUGUAAUGCAGUUUUUCGUUAGAAUGUAUGAUUUUUUUUUAUUCAAAAUAAUGUUCAUAUUACAAUUCAUUAAUUGUGGUUAAAAAAAUAAAAAACUUAUGCUAUUUUUUCUUAAAUUAAUAGCAAUUUUCGAUUUGAAUUUAACAAUAAAAAAUUUAAAAAAAAUCUUAAACCGGGCUUAACUCGGAAUCUUUUAUCCGUAUAUAAAUUACACUAAUAUCUAGUGCUGGAUACAAGAUUUUUUAUGGUGGGUGUUAUUUUUCUAAUAGUGCUCUAAAUUAAUAAUUUUAGAUUUAAAUGGUCAGGAAAAUCAGUUGUGCAAUAGCCUGUAUUUUAGAUAAAUUCUAGAGAGAUGUGAGAUCCUUAAACCCUUGAUACACUUCCCUGAUUUAUUAUCUAUAACCAUGGUUGAAACCCUAUAGUGGAACCGUUAUUAGGUAUUACUGAUAACGUAGUAACACGAUAAGAGAGAUAAUCAUAAAAUAAAUAUUGUUCUUCUAUUAUUCACCCAGUUGAAUCGUGUUAAUACGUUUAGUUAUACAUGAUAUCUGAUAUGUAGGUAAUUAUAAUAUAAAUAAAAAGUUAAAUACACGAAAUGGUAGGUGAUACAGCUUAAAAACAACCCCUCCCCCCCUACUCAAACAACAAUUUUUAAUAUUAUCGAAUUCUUAUAUCCUUUACCAUUUUAAUAUUUUCCGCUCGUUUUUUUUUUUCGUUUAGAGUUAACUCCAGAAAACUACUGUUCUGCAAUAGCAACGAUUGGCUAGAAAUUGACUUAAUUUUCGUUUAUUAUCUUCGUAAUAUCGUUAACACUAUUUCCCUGCUUCGGUAUAUGAUAUUUUGACCGCGUGUCCGCGUUUAACCGUAAAAACGAUCGGGUCGAAAGGUAUACCAUAUAUAUUGUAAGCAUAAUAGAAUAUUAUAAUAUUAUUAUGCCAGACGCGUGUCGUCAUCGCUCGUCCGCAUUUGUAUACAUUAUAUAUAGGUAUAUUUAAUAUUAUAAAGACCGAAUAAUAUACGAGUGCGUAUAUAACGACCAAAAAAUGGGAAUAUAUCACAAUUUUUGCGUCGACUUUCUCCGCGUCUCCAUUGUCCCGAUAAUGUCUCAUACCGGCGCGGCGUGGCAAUGAAAGUCAUACAGACGCGGUGUUUUUUUUUUUUUUUUUUUUUUUUUUUUUUACGAAACCUUUACCGCAUUGGCCAUAGUAGAUAUUAGUAUUAUUAUAUUAUGUUCGUUCCAGCAAGACCGCAUACUCAUUAUACAUAUAGGUAAGCAUUAGUCGCAUUUGUCGAGAUAAAUUAACCGCGACGGCACGACGACGUCGGCCGGGGUUAAUGGCAAUAAUACGGUUUCCUCCACUCUUUUCUUUCUUUUCGUUUUUUUUUUCUUUUUUUUUUUACGAAACCUUUACCGCAUUGGCCAAAAAUCCCCAUGGGUGAUGCCGUCACAAAACGCAACUAUUAACAGAACUUAUAUAGUGUAGUGAAGCUUAUUUGAGCGAACUUAUGUGAGCGAACUGGUAUCAUAUAUAUGUAUAAUACUUAAAAGAUCGUAAGUGAAAACAAUUUUUUUUUUUUUUUUUUUUUUGAGGGGGGAGAGGUGGAAAGAUUAUAAAAUUUGUUUAAUUUGCUUUUUACUUUUUUUUUUCUUUUGAGUUUAUCCAGCUACUGGGAACAUUUUAUCUCACAGCCAAUUCUCCAACCAUCUCUAUCCAUAGCCAGAGUUGUCCAAUUUUAUUCACCUCCUGACGCUUCCACCUUAUCCUCUUGUUUAUAUGUUCCUACUUCAUUUUUGGCCUUAAUUUAAUUUAUAUGCUCAAGUUGUCUGUAACAUUCGAACGUAAGAUAGACGAACCGAGUGAAAAAUGAAAAAAUUGUUAGAAUGGUUUGCAAAUUGUAUCACGUCUACACGAGGUCAAUAUAAGUAUUUUGUCAAAUCUAUACAGGUUUCUUCAAUAAUUUUAACCGAAUUACAAUAAAAACCCUAAAUGUUGUACACUUUACCAUAUUUCUUAAGUUCUUUUUUUACAGUUUUUCAUAAUUAUUAGGAAAACUAUACAGAAAAUCAAACAACUUUCUUACUCGCACAUUCGGAGCGUAGCGAGGGAUCUAUGGUUUUACUAUGAUGUGUGAUUUUUAUUUAUUUUUUUGUUUUUCUGUCUAUGAACAACUUUUCUACCAGAAAUCUUACUCCGAUGUACAAAGUAUAGCACCUUCUCUGAAAGGAAAUUGUAUCUAGUUGGUGUAUUAACGAAGUCAUUUUUUGAUUUCCCAAGAGGUUUUCAUAAUUGGGAAAAAUUAAAAAAAGGGUGAUAAUAUUUACGCCGUGACUUUACCGUUUUCAUUUGUUUUAAUAAUUGAAAACUAUGUUUUAUACCUGAAAUAUUGCCCAAAUAAAAAAACAACAAGAGAUCUUUUUUGCUGGAUUUUGGUUCUUGAUACUCACGAAGAACGUUAUUUUUUAUGUUACCCACGUGUUUUUUAUAAUAAUUAACAAAAUCGGAAUAGUGUAAAAUGAAAACUGACAAAUUUAUGGCGUUACGAUUUCAUUAUUUUAAAUGUUUACGCUUUAUGCAUUCAACCUUCUGGUAUUAGAAGUAUUGUUCCAAUAGAAAAAAAAAAUGAGAUAUUUUUGGUGUAUUUUAAUUUGAUUGGUGAGUUAAAAGUCGUUUUUGAUUUUCCGUAUUUAUAAUAACUGAGAAAAACCGAAAAAAAAACGCAGAAAUAACGGACAAAUUUACGAAAAUUAAUUCUUUUUUUUAUUUUUUAUUUUAUUUCUUUGUUAUAAUCCAGCUUAAAAUAUGCAUAGAGUCUUAAAAUGUUGACAGAUAACUUAUGGUUUCCUUUUCUAGACAAGGUUUUAUCAAUCUAAUUAUUUUCAAAGAUAUCUGUUAAAAUUUGUCUGAAACCGGUUAAUAUACUUAUACAUUUUUAACAAAAUUUACUUUAAGAUUUUUAUAGAUUACAUUUACAGUCAACUAAAUAUAUUUAUUGUAAUACAAAAAUUGUAGACGAGGCAGUGUCUCAUUCGUCUCGUCUGACGACCCGCCACAAUUUCAAUUUCUUUUUACUCGCGCGAACGCGUUUGCGAUAAAAACGGACUUGUUUUAAUGAUUUGCUAUAAUAAUAGUUUAGUUUAAUUUGUCUGUACGCAGAAGCGCAUCUCCGUUAAUUUUUAUCGUUAAAUCGUGUAUUACCUAUUAUAUAGACGUAAUUAAUUAUGUAGUCUGUUUGCAUAUUAUUAUAUUAUGAAUUAUUUCUGAACUAAAGGUGCGAUUCGCUAAAUAAAAAGACAACAAUCGGUAAAACACACGAGUUCUUGUAUAUUAGAGCCUCCUAUGUCACAUUCACAUUUAUCGAAUCAAUAAAACCGCGUUUGUUCACGUGGAAUUAUUCACAUGUACAAUGUAUUUCACGUACUAUCCCUACGUAAUCACGUGGAUAACUAACGUAAACACGGAUAGUAAAUUCGUGUGUAUUAGAUAUACGUGAGGACAUAAUUUUCAUUCACGUGUACACGGACUCUGUUUUCGCGUACUUAUUGAUUCGCAUUUUCAAUCGAGACCUUUGCAAUAUAUUAAAUUAAAUUACGUUUUUAACGUACUGUGUCAGUUAUUAUAUCACACUCGGCGGCCCUUUCUCGAAUUAGCGUCACUCAAAUAUAUAUACAUAGAUAAUUAACCAAUUAUAUUUUCGAUUUUAAAUGUUCAUAUAAGUGUUUGCACGUGCAAUUGGUGUCGGUAUUGAAAUAGAAUUAAUUAGUGAUAGAAAAGUGGUAGUGACGGAAAAAUAAAACUGUAUCUAAUCCGAUCGGACGUUUGCUAUUUGAAAUGCAUUCAAGUGCAAAGAUCUCGGAAACAUCGGUAUUCGAAAAUUUUCGUUUCGUUUUUAAAGCAAAUAUCGCGGAACAAAAUCCGACCGUCUCCCGUCUCUGUAAUGUAAACUGUAAAAAAGUUUUAUAUUGGUAGUAGGUACCGUUGACACAAUUGGUAUAUUUACUCGGUCUGUGUCACUACAUAACUAUUAUCGCCCUGGCGAUAAUAUUGUUCCUAAGAAAACGGUUAUUCGUUUGUAAUUUUUUUUUUUUUUUGUAGUUCCUCAGAGUUUUUUUUGUCAAGGCGAUCCUAGAGAAAAAUAAUAAUAUUAUUUCCAUCGUACGCGCGGUAAUAUUAUAGCGUGUAUCACCUAUAUUAUAGUAUAUACCUACAAUAAUUAUUCGUUCUCGGUGUAUUUUACACGGAUCCUUGGGUUUAUUCUAGAGCAUUUUUAUUAUUUUUAUUUUAUCUGAUAGUGGAUCUAGGGCAUGAAGGUGAUCUUUUAUUACACAAGAUUUAUUACGUGUUUAUUGUCCUUCGAGUGUACAUGUUCACCGUUAAUAUAAUACAAAUUAAGGUUCAAAAAUUAAUAUUAUUACAUGGUAAAACUGCACGUUUGACGUUAUAGUCCCGGUUUACAUAGCGGGCAAAAAUGCAUAUAGUACUUGGAUAAUAAUUAUCAUAUUAUAAUUUUUUUUUUUUUUUUUUAAACUUAUUUUCAAACUAUUAGUACUGUUAUAUUAAAUCAUAUUACCUCACAGUGAUUCAAGUACAUUAAAAAUUUAAUCUACUUGUAUUUAAUAUUCCUUUAUUUUAUAUUUUUAAUUUCGGUUAAAAUAAAUUCACGAAUCGUACAAUUGAGAAUUAUCUUCGAAGGUUUAAAGCAUUAUGUUUACUAAAUUAUAUGUUCUCUAUUAUUUUAAAAACUAUGGUUUUAACAUAUUAUUAUUUCCAAAAGUAUGAAAACAUGUAAUAUAUUGUACCUUCGGUCAAAAUGCUUACCUCCACCAAAAUAACUGGACAUUGUUUACCCUGUAUUGCUAAAUUCAGUUUUAAAUCAAUUUUAUUAUAAACACAAUAUUUCAAAACUUGUGUGUUUUCUGAAAAGAUUUGACAAAUGGUGCUACCCGAUUAUUGCACAAAACCCUUCAAUUGCAGUUCCCGUACCUGGUCGACUAUAUAAUAUCAAUGUUAAUCAUUUGCCUAAAAAAAAAAAAAACAUUUUUUGUUCGAUCACCGUUAUUAAUUAUUCGGUGUUAUCGUUACAGCGNCGAUUAUUGCACAAAACCCUUCAAUUGCAGUUCCCGUACCUGGUCGACUAUAUAAUAUCAAUGUUAAUCAUUUGCCUAAAAAAAAAAAAAAAAAAUCGUUUUUGAAAACGUGCAAUGUUUGGUGUGAAUCGCUGCAAAACAGUCGUGUCGUAAAAACGCAAUAUUUGAGUUUCUAAACUACAGGAAACACGUUAAUUAAAUUUAAAAAAAAAAAAAAACAUUUUUUGUUCGAUCACCGUUAUUAAUUAUUCGGUGUUAUCGUUACAGCGUUCGAAAUUUUGCGUCGAUUUCGUUUUAAUUUACGUGAGUGACGCCACCGAUAGAGAACAAUAAAACGGCUGAGAAUUUCUCCGCGAGAAUUCCAUUUCGGAUUUCCGACAUUACCCUAUACCUGCGCCGUGUAUUAUGUUUUCGCGUGAAAUAAGUACUACAAAACGACCGAAACACGAACUGACAAGAAUAAAAUACAUAUGAAAAAAAAUCGAAAUCGAAAUUGAAAAAGUGGUGGUUUUUAUACGUACGUCGAAAUCCCACGGAGAUAUACAUUAUGGCUAUAUCCGUUUUACCGUUUUUAUUAUUAUUGUUUUCUCACAUAUAUAAUAUUAUUAUAUGGGUAAACGGCAAGCGGAUCUUGUGUGAGGACGUUCGCAACGUGACCUAUAAUAACGUGCGAAUUGUAAUAAUAAUUGAAUUCUCCCUCCUCCCCUCCCCCUUCCCCCUCACCGUCAACAGUCGGCAGAGGUUCAUCGCGCGUGUAUUACCGACCGUGAAAAUAAAAACAUCCGAACCGAGACAUUACACGGUACAAUAAGUAAGAUCAUUAUAGGAGCUGCAGAUAUUAUUGUACUGGCCCACGGGUCACUUCGAUCGCCACGGCCUCUGCGGUAGAUAUGCGGAACGGUAUAUUUUCGGGGAUUACGUGCAAAAAAAAAAAAAACACGCGUAGUAUAAGUAGCAUAACAGUAUUAUACGUAUAUUAUUUAAAAUCGUCUCUGAUUUGUAUGUGAUUCGGCCUCUGUGUAGUACCAAUAUCCCACCCGCGUAUUUACAGACUCUAUUAUCCGAAUUUGACCCAAACCGAAACGUAACCGGGUUGAUUUUAGAAGUUUUAGGAGGUUUUAUAGGGAUUCUACAAAACAUAACACAAUGUACCUGGACACUUGUCGAUCAGAUUACGACACUGCUCCAGGGAAGUGUAUUUUUAAGUGUAAACGUACUACCUAAUCCAGGGAUGAUAAAUACGGUUUGUUCAAUGUGCCGAUUUAUCAUAUAGUUUUAAAAAAAUGUUCAACCGUGCCGUUGUUACUUUUAUAAGUGCGAUGUAUAAUAUUUAAGAUAAUUUCAAUGUAACAUUAUUAAUAUUAUUAUUAUUUAUUAACACAGCGAAUUUAUUUCAAAAUAUAGAAUAGCUAAUGUAAAAUUAAAGGUAGGUAGUAAGUCAUUAUAAAAAAAUCGAACUUUUAUUGUUUGUUUGUAAUCUUUGGUACCAUUUUACUUGAUAGUUUUUCAGGUAUGGGUGAUAUAUUUUUAAUUGCAACUUCCUCGUGUUAAUCUGUUUAUAGUAUUAAAGUGUCCAUGAUUUAAUUCAGAAUCAAAACUCAUAAACAUAAGUUGAAAAGAAAAUUUUCGACAGAAUAAUAAAUAAAAUACCGAUUAUUAAUACUCAAUCAAAAAUUUAGUUUUGUCAAUGUGUGUUAUCUAAAAAUCUAAAAACAAUUAUCUAAUGUGGACACAUGAAAGUCUUUUCAGUGUCAUCGUAGUAUUUUUUUUAUAAGUGUCAACAAUUUAUUUUUCAUAGUGAUUAAGAUUCGAAUUCGAUUUGUGUACAAUGAAUUGUUCAUACUUUUGUUUACAGUAAACGGCCAAGUAAAGUGCACCGGCACGAAAUGGGCGAAUGCCGAAUUGGAAGCGGCCGAUGAACUCUCAGACAUACAGAUAUACAAAUCCGUUGUGCACUCAAUGGAAGAAUGGAAACAACAGAAGAGUACAUCGAAAAGGUGAUAAUAAUUGUAUAUUAUAUAUAGGUAUGUUCAUUAUUUAGAACAAUAAUAUUCUGAUAUUGUUGAUCACACAAGUGUGCUACAUGCCUACAUUGUUAUAGGUGGUAAAAUGGUAAGUUAAGGAGAUAGACUACAUAUUUGUUUAUUUUAUAUCUUUGUGCAACGAUAAAUCAUUGAACAAUUUUACCACGUCUAUAAAAGAUAAAUAUAAGUUUUCUGUCAAAAUUUCAAAUCUCGACGAUUAUUUUAAACUGAAUUACAACAAAAAUACAACAUUUAAAUUAAUGAAAACAUUAUUUCCGUAAACUUUUCUGUUCUUUCUGAGAUUAUUUUCCGAUUUUUCUCUAUUAUUUAAAAAACUACAUGGAAAAUCAAAAAACAAUAUACUUUCUUAACGGUUAGAUCUAAAAUGAAAUAAAAAAAGUCUCUAGACAUUUCUUGAUCUCAGUAAAAUUUAUAUUAAAAAACAUAGUGCGUAAUAAUUUAAAACAAACGACGCAGUUUGCCGUAAAUGUUGCCGUUUUCCCAAUAAUUUUGAAAACCCCUUGGAAAAUCAAAAAAUUACCUCCUAAAUGCAUCAACUAAAUCAAAAGUACAACAAAAGAUAUAUUUUGUCACUUUUUAUGAAGAGUACGCUCCUGAGCAAUAUCAUGUUCGAAUAGUUUUUUAUAUAGACAGAAAAAAACACAUAUCAUAGUAAAACCAAUUAAUCCAUCGCUUUGCUCGAAAUCUAAAAUAUAUACGAGUAUAUUAUGUAUGUAUAUCGUAUAUACGAGUAUAUAAAUUUAACUGGUCGAGUUGAAAGUUAAAAUGUAAAGGUUAAACUAGGUUAAAAAAACAACCAACAUUAAUUAUUGGCGUUAAUAUUAUAUAAAAUACAAUCAAUUUUUUAGUAUAAAUUCCACUAUUUAUGCUCCUACCUUUUUACUAUGCUCUAUAUGAAUUAAUAUAUUGUUAUGCGAUAAUUUCAUAGUAUGGACGAAUACACAAUUUUUAAUGCACAUUCGAUUAUUGGGGAACGGGGACAGGAAAACAGACUCAAUCGUUCUGCUUCAACUUAACUGGAUGUCUAUACAAAAUAUCAACAGUAAAACGUCGGUUUUAUAAACUGAACCGAAACUAGUUAAAUUAAUUUAAGUUACUAAAAAUUAUAAAUAACAAUCCACUAUACAGUUGGGUCAACAAUUUAAAAAAACGUACACCAUUUUUAUUUGGUGCCAAGUUAUUGUGCAAAUCACACGAAAUAAACAAAUUCUGAUCAAACUGGUAAUACUACAAGUAUUAUUAUUUUUAUACAUAUAUACACUAUGCAUAAAUUAUAAAUAUAAUUCUUACGUGUUUGUUCGUACAUAUUUUUUUCCGGAAUACUUAGUCAAAUUAAUAUAUUUAUUAUGCAUUAAUUUGAAUGGUCUUAUUCAAUAUUAUGAACGCUCGCUACAUUUUAGUGUGCAAUUUUACUACGUUUUUUUUUUUUUGCAUAUUUUGUUUUAGUACUUGUAUUUAUCGUAUAAAAUAACGCAAUGUUUAUAAAUUAAAUGUUUUGUUUUAAUUUCCCGAGUAUACGUUUACACGCCACGUAAUAACAUAAAUAUUAGAGUGCAACACCGAUUUUUAAAAAAAAAUUGUUUAUUAUUAUUCUACAGGGAAACGAUAACUCACAAUAUACAAACAUUGCAACUUUGUGAGCUAUUUUUUUUUUUUUUAGUUAUCGUAAAUUAUCUUUAUUUAUUUAUUAUAAUAUUAUAAUCAUAGGCAUUACUCAUUAGCCAUAAAAAUUAAAAUAAGUAAAACGAAAAAUGAAAUAUGUGGUAAAUUGAAUGACAAAAUUGAGUACUGUGUUGGUAAAUCGAUGAAAAACAACCUGAAAAAAAUUUUUUUAAAAACCAUCCAUGAACAGCAAAGCUCCGUCGCUAGAGUCAAAUUUCCCCCAUACCUAUUUUUUAUUAUAGAAAAUAAUAACCUUUUUAAAACAAUGUACAACCAAACAUUACUAUCCCAUGAAGAUAUACUCACUUCAGAGAACUUCAGAGAAAAAAAGUGUACAGUCAAUUAUUACCUAUAAUAAUAGUAACAAAAUAAUAAUAAUAAUAGUCAAUUAACAAAUGCGAUUACAGCCUGAUGCAUAAUUAUAGGUAAUUGGAAUAAUAAUUAAUACAGCAUAAUUAUUAUUAUUAUUACGGUUAAUAUUAAAUGUAAACUUUUUUAGAUUCUGAGUGGAGCGAGGAAUUUAUUGAUUUUACAAAGUUUAUUAUUUUUUUAUUUUUUUAUGUGUACACUUUUUCUACUAGAAAGCUUACUCUGAUGUAUACGAUGUAGACCUUUUUCUGAAAGGAAAUUUUCUUUGGGUGGUACUUUGUGGUGUCAAUUUUUAAUUUUUGUGGUAGUUUUCUCAAUAUAUUGGAAAAACCGGAAAAAAACGGAGGAGCGGGGUAAUAGUUACAAAAUUAAACAAAUAUUAUUAAAGAAAAUAUUUGUUGCAUAUGUAAUCAUUUUACUAUAAUAUGAUAUAUAUAUUGUUGAUAAAGUAACACUAUCAACUGAACUCCGCUCAAAAUUGUUUUUUUCAUGAGCAAUGGUUUAUCGUUGCUUACAGGUAUACAUUAAAUUCCUGCUUGUAUCCUACCUUCUCAACUUUCCACCUACAACAGUCGUUGCAUCCAUGUACGAAGUAUAUGUCAGUCUUUUUUUUCUGAACUUCAAAAAAUUAUUGAAAAUUACGAAUUUAAUGAAAAUUAAAAAUUAAAACGUCAAAAUGUUCAAAAGAAUAAUAAACUCUAUAAUUUACUACAAUUUUUUAAAAUAAUUUAAUUAAAAGUAAUUUUUUUAAUUGUUUUGCCCAAUCAUAAAAAUGGAAUUCUAACAUAAAUAUUUGUGUUCCUUAUCCCUGUGAGUAAUAUAUAUAAAAAAAAAAUUGUUUAUCUUCAUUACCUCAGGAAAUAUUAUGUUCAUAUUAUCUUUGUGGACCGUCCUAUAUUACUUACCAUUUAUUUAUUACUUACAAACAAUUGGCACUAACAAAUAUGCUAUAAUAAUCAAAAUUGUAUCUUCAUAAUUUCACUGAGGGGAGUUCUGUAGGGACCCUAUGAGAAUGUAAACAUUUUAAAAAUAUAUUGUUUUUUUCAUUACAAGGUUAUACAAAUAAUAUGGUUUUUUUUAUUUAGUAAAAAUAUUUUGUCAAAACUAAGAAAACGCCUGCACUCUCCCCAAAGAACAUACUAAAUUCAUCUUAUUGAACUUUUUAAUCAGACUUUGACCACAGUCCACCGAUUAAACAACUCUGAUUUCCGAAGUUUGGUUCAGAGGAAGCUGCUAGAAGUAUCCAGAAGUACUGUGAAAAAUAUAUCAGACCCAAGUACUGACAAGAAAGCUUGACAUUUAUCUAUGUUUUUAGGGAAAAUUCGGUGAAAUGUUCAAAGUGGAAAAUAAGUUAAGCAUUGAAAAUAAAAUAAACUCGAUUAAAUCAAUUUAAAUGAACAAGCCUCCAAUUAAAAGUAAAAAUGCUGAAAAAACUGGGUUAAAAUAUAAGUUAGGUUUUGUUUUUUCGUCUAAUGUAAUAUUUAAAUGUUUACCAUGCAGUGGCAAAAUCCACAUCGGUAGCGGUAGAGUCGAAUUCGACUACCGAUAAGUAAUUAAAAUAUCGAAAAGGUCAAUCGUUUUGUGAUUCGGUAAUAGCUAGUACGAGCUCGUAUAUCUACGCUUACGGGGAUGUUGCGAGACAAUAAUAAUUACCACUAGCGAUCUAAGAACUAUAAGGUUAUCCCUUACACAAUGUCUACAAAAUACAAUAAAAACAAAGAAAUUUACCGUGAGUAGUUUAUUAUUAUUAGGUACAUUAAACUUACCGUACACUACAAGAUGCUGAGUGAAGAGAGAAAUUGAUGUUACAAUGAUGUUUAUUUUUUUUACACACUGUGUACACAAUUUCUCUAAAAAAUUUUGCUCCAACCAAAACAUGAUAAGUGACCUGUAUUGUUUUAUAUUGGCUCUAAUUGGUACUUUAGAAAAGUUAUUUUUUGAAAUUCUCACUUAUAUUCGAGAUAAUGAGGAAAAACUGGUUCUUAAAGUUAAAAAAGAUUAAAUUAUUAAAAUUAGAGUUGUUAUUGGCAACUGUUUUAUUUAUUUUUUGUUAUUAUUAAGUGCUUAUUAUUUUAAUUGUUUAAUCAUUUUUAAAGAAUCGUUAUCGUAAAAACGCACAUUGUUAAAAAAAAACAAUACUAUUAACCGAGCUCCGUUCAGAAUCGUUUUUCGUUAGCGAUGAUUAACCGUUGCGUACCUAAAUAAAUUUCCCUCUAUAUCCUACCUUCCUAACUUCUGAUCUAUAACAGUUCUUUCGUUUGUUUUUCAUAAUAUUAUGUAACUAUAGUUUAUUCAAACCAUUAUAAUCUACGCGUAACAUGUUAAUAUCAUAAAUUAUAGUUUAUCAUAAACGAAUUGCAUACUCUUGUAAACUGGAUAUAAUAUCGAACAAAUAAAAAAUAUAAUGUCCAAAUUAAAAUAAAAACAGAAAUAUCUACCUGUAAUCUACUAAAGUUUUAUUAUUAUCCACACUACCGUUUUUUUUUUUUUUAUGUAUAUAAAAUGUAUAUAUAUAAUUGUUUAUCUUUCGACAGACACAAAAGAGCAGAAACAACCGCUUGUUAUCCGGAAGUAGGCUGCUUCGAUACUUCGGGCCCUUACGGUUACAUCGGAAUGGUACCAAACCAUCCGGAAGAGGUAAUAUCCGUAAUAGUGUCGAUAAUAAUUGUUGUCUCGUUGACGCCCAUCGACUGCGAUAACUACGUGACGACAACAUAACUUUCAACACGGUUUUUAUUUUCAGGUCAACACGAGAUUUUUGUUGUACAGUUCGCGGAGGAGCCGACGGGACACGCCGCUGUUGGACGUAGCCUUCACGAAUAUGACCGCCAUCUGGCAUUGGGCCGGUAAAGCUUUCAAUGUAUCAGCGCCGACCAAAGUCAUCGUUCAUGGAUUCGGCAGUUCGUGUUCUAACGUGUGGGUGUACGAAAUGAGAUCCGCCCUCAUGGACGUGGUAAGGACAUCGUUAUUAUAACACCCAGUAGUUAGUAACCUGUUUAGUUUACAUCCUGUCACAUAGAGCAAUGAUAUCUAAGAAGGCCAAACUAAUGUUAAGUUUACAAAUUAUACAUUUAUCCACAAAAAAACUAAUCGGAGAAAGAGUGCAAGGUAAUUUUUUGUCAUGACCCAGCAAUUUUAAGUGAAUUCGAUUUCUGUAUUUUUUUUUAAAUCAUAUGGUAUUGUUUAAGCUUUAUUUUGACGCUAUUUUAAACGUGUACACCUACUUCUUAUGAUAAAUACUUCCCUAAUUCUUUGGUCAAAAACUUUAAACUGUUAAAACUCACAAAUAUUAAUAUUAAUGUUAAGCAUAUCACGUUCGGAAUCGUUUUUCGUCAGCAAUGGUUUAUCGUUACUUACAGAUAUAAAUGAAAUAACCUUAUAUAUCCUACCUUCCCAACUUAUUAUCUAUAACAGUGGCUGCACCCGUCUCCAGUAUCAGCUGUUAUUAUUCAUGUGUUAUAUAUAUUUUAAAAUUACCGGAUACGUUUAAAAUAUUUAUUGAUCUUACAUUAAAUAAACAUCGCAUUAACAGACAAUUACUAGUAAUUUACAGUUUAAUAAUACGCAUAUAAUAUAAUAGAAUAUAUUGAUAUAAUGUCAAAAUUAUGUAACAAUCGAAACAUCAUUUAAACAUAUUAGGUUAUACAUUAAUUGAAAACAUUCAUUUAACAUACAAUAAAUGUUUCAAAUACAAAAUAUGGAUAAAUAAUUUAAAAUUUUGUUAAUAAAUAUAAAUCUUAACGAUUCCAUAAUAAUCGAACAAAGCAGAAAACAAACUCACUUAAAAUUCACCGAAAAAAUCGUUGAUUCAUGAUAAAAACUGCAAUAAUGUAAUAAUAACAUUAAUAUUGCCUUUGAAGAUUGAUAUUACUACAUAAAUCGACUAUAACUAAUAAAUAUAUUAUAUAUUGACUAGAAAAUGUAUGGCAUGUAUGCAGAUGAAUUGGAAUGAGGUUACAAAAAUUGAUUCAAACACUAUCGAGACGUCCUCUUAAAAGGACGUCACCACACUCACAUCUUCUAUCGAAGUCUAACUAACGGGUGACAUAGCAAAAUAAUAUACCUUAGAACAAAUAAAUUGUGACAUGUUUAGGUUGAAAUUGGAGUUUAUACACAAAUAACGUUGUUUAAAGAGGAGUAUAUUUUCGAGGGCUGUACAUAGUAUUUUUCUAACUAAUUGGUAUACAAUACAGUGACAGCUAUUUUAAAAAUGGGAUUAUUAAAAUGGUUGUAACUGUUUUGAAAAAUGUUUAGAAAAAAGUUAAUUAUAGCUUUAAAAAAGUAUUUCUUUUUUAAAUUUGAUAUCUUGUAUUUAAACUCGAAUUGCAACCUAAACGACACAUUCAAGUUCUAAUUUGAUUUUAAUUUUGCCUUUUAGUCAGUCUGAGAUAGUAAAUGUCCGUGUAUGCUGUCACAGUCUUACAAACAUACGACAUAACAAAUUAACGUUUAACAGAAACGCUAUUAGUUUUAAUUUUAAAGUAAUUUUUCCUGUCAUCAAACUUAAAGAUAAGAAUAUUUUCUGUACACCAUGCAACUAUACAACAAAUUUUUAUUUUCAAUAUUUUAAUUUUUAAACGUGAUAUAGAUAUUUUUAAUUCAUGCCACUUAGAUACCUACAGGUACUACCGGAAAAUAAAAAAGGAUUUACUGUGUUUUAAGGAAGGGGGGGGGGGUUUAUAAAUUUGGGAAAAAAGGCAACAAAAAAUGACUUAUUUCUUGCGAAAAAAUAGCAUUGGUUUGCUCAAAUCAGUUUCCAAUUUACGGAUUUUAAGAAAACGGACCUCUAAAUGUACCAGUUCACCGAUUUUUCACCGAAAUAAUAAUUGUCCUUAAUGAAAAUUAAUUUUUGACAGGAACUGAAACUUUUGAAUUUAUCAGUAUUGGUUCCAGUGCAUGUUCUCCAAAAGUAAAAUUACUGUUCCGGUUCCGGUUUCAAACAAGUUUGGUCCUGGUUCUAGUAUUUAAUUUUUAGUAGGCACAUAAUAUAAAUGUAAUAAAAUUAUUAAUUUUUUUUUUUUUUACUUCUAUUGGCUAUAAUUUGAAACGUUGUAUUGACCACCUACAGUUUUUGUAUACUCUGGUUCGGUUCCGGUAGUUUAUUAACUAAAUAAAGGUUUCAGUUUCGGUUCCUGUUUUUAAUAUUUUAAAGGUACCGGUUCCAAAACCGGUUCUUUUAGGUUAGGUUCCACUCCCUGAUUUUCGAUGUCAUGAAUUUGUAACUAACAAUAGUAUAAACACAUGUGAUAACACAUGUGUGUCCUCUUAAAUAUUAUGAGCUCAGUCGUCCGUUGUUCUUAAACAACUACUUGUAAAUGGAUUUCGAUGGUUCGAGGAAAUCGAAUUCGCCACAUCCAAUAUGAUAAUACCGUAUUAUUUACAAUAUUAUUGUUGGUAUUUGUGAACAUAAUUCAAUAUAAUUUUUCUAUCUAUGCCGUCCCGAAUAAUAUUAUUUACUGGGCGACGGCUGAAGGACACCAUAAUAUAUAAUAUGCCACCUUGUCAAUUUCAGUAGGUAUAUAAUUUUAGAGAACACAAUUAUUGUUAUUAUUGUAUCAAUAACAAAUUAGGUAUAGUAAAAACGUGUGUUACUUUCACGCCGGCUUUGUGAAUUAUUAUUAUUCAUUAUAUAGGUAGUUUAGAGGCAUCGUUGAAAUUCGAUAUGGCACAUACCGGGUGACUGGUUACAAGUCAUUUUCGCAUGAAACAACGAGCGAAAAAAAAAUUAAAGCGACUCGAAAUGAAACGGGUUUUGGGUCAUCCUUCUUUUUUCGAUACAUAAUACUUAUAUGCAGCUUAAAAUUAUAGUCCAAUUUUCUAUCUAGGAGUCCGAUCGAUGAAGUGAUGUGAUAGGGAUUCUGUAAAAAAAACUAUUUUAAUUCAGCCUACAGUGUAUACGAGAUCGACCCGGCCAUUUUUUUCAAUUUAAUUUUAAUUUCUUACGAAAUUUUCAAAAUUAAAUGUUUAGAAACUAAAGACUAUAAUUCGAAAAAGAACCAUGUCUGGUCUCGUAUAUAUUUGACUCUAAAAUUAAAUCUGUUUUCAACAUAAGUGUGUGUUAAUUUUUUGUAAAGUGAUGGCUAUAGUCCUAACAAAAUUGUUUUCAUACACUCAUAUGUGCAUGUAUAUAUAUACAUUCAGGUAUGGGCAGUAGUACAUUAUGAUGAUUGUUUUAAAAUGGCUUCUAUGCCUUGUUAUGCACCAGGUUGACUGCAACGUCAUCUGCGUAGACUGGGAGGCCGGGGCCAUAAUACCCAACUAUGUGCGGGCCGCGGCCAAUACCAGGCUAGUUGGCAAACAGGUGGCCAUGCUUAUAGCGGGACUGGCGGCCAAGGCUAACCUGCCCAUCGAAAACGUGCAUCUGAUCGGUUUCAGUUUGGGCGCGCACGCAGCUGGCUACGCUGGCGCUGAGCUCAAGAAUCUAAGUCGGAUCACGGGCCUGGAUCCUGCCGGACCAUUGUUCGAGAACCAGGACUCCAAGACUCGACUGGACUCGACGGACGCCAAGUUCGUGGACGUAAUCCACUCCAACGGCGAAAAUCUCAUACUGGGCGGUCUUGGCGCCUGGCAGCCCAUGGGACACGUGGACUACUAUCCGAAUGGCGGUCGAAUGCAAAAGGGCUGUUCUAACUUGUUCGUCGGAGCCGUGACGGACAUAAUUUGGUGUGAGUAUAUCAUAGGCAAAGCCAAAGAGUAAAGUAAAGUUAGAUUAGAGAUAGAAUGUUCUAUCUGUUAACAUGGUUUCGACCAGAAGACUUGCUUCAAUCAUUAAAAUCAUUAAAUGAAGUUUCUGUUAUAAUUUUUGAUGUAGUGAGUGUCAUUGGUAUGCCAUUACUUAAAAAUGGCUUUAUUAGUGGAAAAAAAAAUGUUUGAAAACCGGGUUGUGUACAAAGCAGGCAGCGAUCUAAAAUGUAGCAAAUGUUUGGUAGUCUGAAAACAGAUAUUUAAAUUACAGUUUCUAUGUGACAGACAUUCACUUGAAUUUUGAACUUUAUUUUAUUUCUAUAUGUCCCCUUAUUUACACUCGAGGAAAAACGACUUUAACGUAACAACAACCAAGUAACCAAAUUCCACUUAGAAUCGUUUUGGAUCUAUAGUUGCUUCGGUACACAAAGUAAGGUACCUAAUAAAUUCUCGCCUACCUAUUAGUGGCUUAUAACCUUGGCACCCUCUUUUUUCUUUCCCGGAUUACUGUGAUAUUAAUUACGGUAAACCACGUGUGUGCGCACAUAUUGUUAGAUCAAAAACAUUUCUAUAUGGACAAAAAAAAAACCCCUGCGAUUGAUACUAAUAUAUUAUCUCAGAAAACGAUUAUAGAAUUGUUUUGAACACUCUAGUACUCUACAGGUAUCUGAUGUAUACAAUUGGCACAGGUACAUAUUAAAAACACGGUCAACACGGUUGUUUGCGUUUAAAAAAAAAAACAAUAGGUAUAUCGAACCGUAUAGGUAUGUGAAAUUAUUAUUAUAGAUAGGUAAGUGCAUAUACAUUAUAAUUUGUAUACUGAUAUAUUUAUCCGUAUUGAACAACGAUGCAUGUUCUCGCGAAAUAAUUUGACCUUUAUGGAAAUUACACUCGAUUACCCAUAUUCUACACCUAUCUAUAUCUAUAUAACACUAUGCGUGUAACAGACAUAUUAUAUUUAAUAUUGUUGUGAGGAAAUCUAUACACUAUUGUGCAUUCCGACCGGUAGCAUUCUUGAAAACACGAAAUACCGUAAAAAAAAUACUUGUGCAAUUAGAUUAUCAGUAUAACUAUAACAAUAUAAUACCGUUUAGCCCGCAUUGGGGUUGGCUGCGGUUUAGAACCGGUUAGCCAUAUUUAAUCUGUCUGUACCGCAUGUGAUUAACCGGUACCUAUAGCUAAUAUACCAUUGUACCGGUCGUCGGACACGUGAAAAUAAUAAUAUAAGUACAGAAAUACCUACGUAAUAUCGUUGAUUAUAGAAUAGACAAACAGCCCGUGGUAUAGAGAUACCUGACGACUAAAAUUAUAGUUAUGCGGGCUCCCGUGAGAUAGCGCAGUAAUAUUCUACAAAAUUAUUUUUGCUCUCAACAAUAAUAAAUAUUUACGAUAUCGAUGACGUGGGGGCGGCGGCCAGUAGUAGGUUUAACUGAUUAUUUGUGUAGGUAUAUAAAUAAACACUAGGUAUAAUUAUAUUGUUUCCAAUAUAAUAUAUAAAAUAACAUUACCUAAACAACGAUUGAACAACACUUUUCUAGGAAAAAAAAUUAUAAUCGGUAAUUUUUAAUAUUUAGUCAUUUACUUGCUAUAAUAAUUGGUAUAAUUAAUUAAUAAUUCUAUAGAUUGGUAUUUACAUAAAGACAUUAAUUUUCAUACUCACAUACUAAAUAAAAUAAAUACCAUGUACAAAAAAACGGACAUACUUCGCACGUGGACGCAGUCACUGAUGUAAGUGGGAAAUUAAGAAGGUAGGAUACAGAAGGGAAUUUAAUGUAUAUCUGUAAGUAGCGAAAAACCAUUACGUACGAAAAAAUGAUUCUGAGCGGAGUUCAGUUGAUAGUGAUGUUUAAACAAAGACUAAAGAAGUAUAAUACAAAGAUUAAUAGUUAAAAGAAUAUAUUGAAAUCGAAAUUUAUUUUAUUUUAAUACAGCUCGAUCUACAGAAUUUCUUUUUCGACAAUGUGCGUUUCCAUAACAACAAUGGUUGUUUAGAAAAAUAUUAAAAUAAUAAAAAUUGAAUUUCUCAAAAAUCGUUCCAAAUUCACUCGGUUCGAAAACAGCUUGUUUGACGUUAUAAUAUUACAAUCAUAAUGAAUUCUUUUAUGCGUGAAAACAAACGAUGCCAUUAAUUUCGAAUUGAAUUAAAAUUAUUAUAAUAAUAUUAUACACUUUUUUACGAAAUGGACUUGAAAAUGUCUAUUAAGUGUUUGAUUCAAACAAGAUUUCUGGUAGAAAAUUUGUACAGACACACAUCAUAGUAAAAUCAUAGUAAAAUGAUUUCAUAUUAAUAUAUCAAACAUCAAAUGCUAGCCUUUUGGGAUAAAUGUUGAUAUAAAAAUUAAACAGAGCCGUCUCUCUUGAUUUGAAUGUCAAGUGUGCAAAGUUUCAUCUACAUCGGAAUAAAACUGUAGAUUGUUAAGUGGACAGCCAUGCAUACAGACUUACAAAUUGUAUACAUAAUAUUUUUAAUAUUAAAUGUUUAAGUAUUUUUGUACAAAUUUCAUGGUUACAUAACAAAUACUUAUGAUAGUAUAACACGGUAACACGGUAGAACUUUACUUGUAAAUUUAUUUGAUAGGAAAUAUUUAAAUAUUAUUUACGAGUUGUUAAAUUUGCAUUAGUUUCCAAAAUAGUCGUUAAAAUUGCCUAUACUCGACCCCUUAAAUACUGCACAUGCUGAAACGUCCUAUUAUAGAAUACACCUAGAUUUUUUUUUCUUCUUUAUCCAUUAAGACUUAUGACUGAAAAAUAAACUUAACUUCAUUCCACUAUAUUUUGAGCUACUUCAUUAAAAUUGUCUACCCCUAGUUAUAAUUUCUUUUUACUUUUAUCGAUCCAUGGCUGUUCCACCAACUUUCUUAUCGGUCUCUUCUCUUAUGGAUUUCAGUUUAGCACUCCAUUUGCUAUCGAUUUGACCCUUAUUAUUUGACCAAGCCCACUAAAUCUCUUGUGUAGAAUCUUAGGUAUUAUAACUAAUUUUCCUAAUUGUUUUCGGACUUCUUUGUUUGAAUUAAUUUCAUAUUAUUGAGUUUUAUCUUCUUUUCUUUUGUCCAUAGAUCAUCCUAAGGAAUUUUCUCUCCUUAAUAAGUAAUUUUUCUCAUCUUUUUUGUUCAUGGUCCGUGGUGCCCAAUUUUACAUGCGUGCCUCAUUGGUCUGGCUAAUACUUUAUAUAGCUUUUCUUUUGUAAUAAAUACCUUUACUAUAUCUCUUAUUUGCAUAAAAAAAGUUAGCAAAAAAAAAUUUAAAAAAAUAUAUGCUCGAAAAAGGAGUAAACAAAAUAGGUAGAUUUUCGGACAGCAGCUAUAAUGACUGGAUGACGUUAAUAUUUCAGCGGCACCGGAAGUAUACGGCAGGAGCCUUUGCAAUCACCGAAGGGCGUACAAGUUCUUCACGGACAGCGUUUCACCAGGGUGUGCUUUUCCGGCAGUACCGUGCGAUUCGUACGAAAAAUUUUUGGAAGGAGAGUGUUUCCCGUGUAAAGACAAGUCCAAGUGUGGCAACAUGGGUUACCACUCGGACAAGUCACCGGCUCAUGGUAAAAUGUACCUGUUGACCAGAGACGAAGAACCGUUUUGCGGUAAAUAUUAUAUAACAUAAGAAAAUAUUAUUGGGGUUAUAAAAUGGUUUAUUUUACGUCGAUAAAUUUUAGAUUCUAAACGGAACGAGGGUUUAGUGGUUGUACAUAGAUAUUUAUUUUUUAUACUGUGUACAAAAAUUCUACUAGAAAUCUUGGUCCGAUGUAGCAAGUAUUUAAAACACCUUUUUUAAAAGAGAAUUGUAUCUAAUUGGUACUUUAGGACGGAUAUUUUUAAUUUUCCUAGCAAUUUUCAUAAUAAUUAGGAUAAACGAGAAAAUUUAAGGUAAAAUAAUGCUUUUAUUAUUUUCAAUUUUAUUUUUUAUUAUAAUUCAGUUCAUAGUUUGUAGGGAUUUUAAACUGUAACAGAAAACUUAUAAUUGCCUGUUCUAAACAUGGUCAAAUUUUCAAAAAUAUUUAGCCAUUUUUGAGCUAUUUAUAGACAUAUUAAUUUUUAAAAUGUUUACAUAAUUUUGAUGUAGAAGGUUUUUUUUAGAUAAAAUUGUUAAACCAAACAUGAAUGUUUGAAAAAUAACCGGAGAUUUACUACAAGUUGUGCGUAAGUUAGUGGUCAACAACGAAAAAUUGAGUUUAAUGUAAUAUUCUUUUUUCCUUUUUUUUAAAGAAUUAUAAUAUCAAAUUUUUACAAAAAUCGUAAACAUUACGUUCUCUUAAAAUGAGUACAACUGGCCUCCACUCAGAAUCUUUUGUCAUUAGCAAUGAUUAAUCGUUGCCUAUAGAUCGAUAUAUAUUAAAUUCACCUCUAUAUCCUACCUUCCUAACUGCUCACCUACAACAGAGGUCCACCUGUUGUGUGAAGUAUGUCCGUAUUUAUUUAUUUAGAUUUCUAAAAAAUGAAAUAAAUAUGCGUAAAUGGAGUAAUUUUUUAAGUUUAUCAAAUGUUACACCCAACCAGAUUUACAUAAAUCAUUUUUUUAAUUUUUUUUUUUAAAUAAACUCUGUGCAUAAUUCAUAAGAAUUCACAUAGAGUUUAACGGCUAUGUAAUAUUAAUUUUCGAAUUAAAUAUAAUAUUAUGUUUUAUAUAUUUUUUUUCUUUUAAAAUUUUAGCACAUCAAUACAUAGUGAAAAUCUAUAAUUCUCCCAGUGCAUUGCCGGUGGUUAGCUACGGAAAAUUACAAAUCGUUCUCUUCGGUCAACUUGACAUAAAUGAAACGUUUACCAUAACUAAGUGAGUAUAUACUUUACGUAUGAACAGAAAAAAAUGCUCAUCACUAGGGCCAUAAAGAGAAAAUUGGGGCCUUGGGUUAGUAAAAUACGAGCCCCCCUUUUUUUCCUAUAUUAUGCAAACAUGUUCAAUAUCUCUAAAUUAAAAAUUAAAAUGUAUCAUUAUUUAAAAUCAUAUUUUUAUUUAUCUACGAUUCACGACAAAACAAAAGAUAAACAAAAUAUAAAAUAUAUCAAAUGUACAACACCGUCUUCCGACCUUUUGUUAUCUACAUCAGCAUUAUCUUUCUCAUAAAAUUACGAUUACGGUAAAUUUUUUAAAAAAAAAGUUUACGCAAAGUUCCCUGACUUUAUGGAUUCAAUAAAAUUAUUUAUACAAUGAUUUUUUGAUUUGAUAUUAUAGGUUACCAAACUGUUUAUAUUGAUCGUUUGACCCGACAUACGUUUAACCCGGCAUUUUUCUAUACAAAUAUGAGUGCCCUUGUAGUUUAGAAUUUUGAUUUCUAUACUCUUAAUCAUUAUAGUUACCUUCCCUGAAAUAAAUCAUACAAAUCAAAUUUUAUUGCGAUAUUUUAUAAUUAUUAAUUAGUUUAAUUCUGUUGCGUUUAAUCUUAUAUGCCAAAUGAAAAAUAAAUAAUACGAUAGAUGAAAUUUUUUAGUAAAGAUGAUGCGACACUGUCGUUAGGCGAGACAAUGAAAAAGAUUAUCGUGCCCCAUCCGGCCCUUCAGGGGUUCAGUCGAGUGCAAAUCACUUACACUGCGUACAAGGGCUGGCUAUCCAACGGGCUGUCCAAAUGGAGUAUUGACAAAUUUAUACUGACUGACAGUUACGGAAACAGGUAUAUAAUAAAUUAAUAACAAUUGUGAUGUAGGUUGGGUUAGCAUACUAUAAUGUGACGAUUUUGAAACCGGUUUUUUGGCAUUGCGUUUUAGUCAAUCUGUCUGUCAGCGGGGUCUGGUCAUGCAGUCCGAAGUACCCGUCGUGUUACCACUGUAUCCCGGCGACUGCAACCUGCCUGAACUGAUGCUACAGCCAAUCAACGUAAGCAAAUGAUAAUAUUUCUAAUAACGUGUCUUAACAGUUAUGCCCAUAUUUCUGUUCAAUAUUCUAUUUCCUGCUGAAGGAAUAUUUCGUAGAGGGGUUUAACAUUAUAUAAUGUAUCAUACAUUUUCGAAAAGCGGUUGAACCUCUACCACCAUCCCCUCAAUCUGUACGUGCAAAAACCAUAUAAAAUCAAUUACCAAAGGGGAGAGGGGAGGAGGUCAGGAUCACAGUCAAUAUUGGAUUUUAACUGUAAUAGGUAAUACCGUAUUUAUAUGUAUACAUUAUUGUGAUUUGUACAUAGAAUGCGGGUGAUAUCAGGGAUAAGACGGACCAUGGUAACGGUCAACCGGAAUACGGUCAGCAGUACAUAAACGAUUCGAUAGCCGAUAGUGACCCGUCUUCGUCAUCGUCUAGACCAGGUGACCUGUCACCAUCGUCGGCAGAGACAGGCCUACCCGCUGAACUGAGUGCUACGCUUGGAGUGGGCAUCAAGGAGUACAUGAACGUACCGUGGAUGCCACUGGUAGACAUCGCGGAGACAGAACCGACUGGCAACAGCCUAGACCCGUCAUUAGACAGGCGUGAACAGUCGGGACGCGGAUUCACCAAUGGCGUAAGUCGCACUAGCAACAAAACGUCCUCCACUAUGGCACCGACCGUCGUCUCUGGUCCGUCAGACUACCCGGCGGCGGUGGCAGGGCCAGAAGCUUCGGGUACGACACAGUUGGUAAUGGUGACGCCACUACCUCAGUCAUCGACUUCGGACGUAGAAGACGAUCAGUUCCCAUAUGACGAGUUGCAAGUGCAGCAGGUAGCUGGAAAAACCGGAAACGGAACGGCCGCAGAGAUUAACGAACCAGUGUUGAGGCCCAAGAGCCGGUUCCGGAUGUAUCGAAUGCCAGACGGAAGUGCCACAUCAGUAAACAGUACAUCAUCGUUGCAGUCGACGCCACUACAGCAAACUAACGAUAGUGCUGAGUCGUCCGGGUCCACCACCGCUGAGAGAUCUUUUAUUGUUCACUUGUUACCGCAAAAACUCAUGAAUAUGAUUGAACAAGCUGAGCGGUACGCCCGGAUGGCGUUCUCGCCGUUCAUGUGGCCGACCAAGGAGCGAACACAACGUGCCCUAAAACAAUUCCCAAGGUCAGUACACUGAAUUAUAAACCAGUAACCGGUAAUCCCUGUAUACCAUGACGAUUCUUGAUUCUUUUGCUACUGGCUCACCUGCGGACCUGCGGAGAGAUAUGAUAGCAUAGACACUUACUCCCUCCCACUUAAUAAAUAAUACAAACUAAUCAAUUUUAAUAAAUUAAAACUUAUAUGAAAUAAGUAUAAGAAAAAAAAAACGGACAUGCAUCGCGCGAUGGGUGGGUCACUGUUGUAGGUGAGAAAUUGAGAAGGUAGAGGAGAAAUUCAAUAUAUAUAUAUCCACAGUAAUUAAUUAUUACUAACGAAAAACGAUUCUGAACGGAGUUCGGUCAAGCAUAUUAUGAAAGGCCAUUAUAUUUACGAUUUGAAAAUAAUACGUUUCGUAAAUUUUCUCAUUUUUUCUACGGUUUUUACCUGUUAUAUUUGAAAACCCCUGAAAAAAGUAAUGGCAUUUUAAAGUACCAUCCCAUUAAAAUUUUCUUUCAGAAAAGGUGCUACACUUGAAAAUCGGAGCGAUUUCUAGGUUGGUUGAUUUCAGGAAAGCACACAUAUUCCAAAUAAUAUUUUUUCGAUUUAUGUCAAUACAUUUUUUUGCAUAUAAUACAUAUUUUAUGAAAAUAGCUUUGGUACAUUAUAAUUUAUUUUAACUAGUAAAAGAAAAAAAAGGUAAGUAUAAAGUGUCAACAUUUUGACAAAUUUAUAAAAAUCACGAAAAUUAUUAAUUAUUAUGCAGUUUACGUUUCUGAUAUAAAAGAUUAUGUAGGUAAAAUCGUCAAAUUUAAUAUUUUGAGGUUCAUUUCUCGUGAAAUAUUCUAAACUCGAAAGUAAAAAUGUUAUUAAAAUUGUUUAAGCUCUAUUAGAACAUGUAUUUUAUAAUCUAUUUAUUGACUUAUAUAAAAGUAAUUAGUAAUUUUAAAUAGUUAUUAGGUACGCAUGCCCGUUACAAUUAUUGUGGAGCGUAGCCUGACUUAUAAUGACCUGAUUUUCACAACGCGACAGUAUAAAUGAGAUAAAAUAUUAACGCAAUUCCACACACGCGGGAAAUCAAAAACACGGCGGACCCGUCGCCGCAACAGCUUAGUAAUAGGUGUAGCCUUGGCCACCUAACGCAGCGGUAGCAUGGCGCACAACGCUAUCCCACGUACAGUUUUGGGUAGCAUGUCCUCUUGAGCGGACUCUACACACGCAUCUACUAUUAUUUUACUACUACUACUACUACUGUUAGUAUUUUAAGAAAAGCGUCAGAAAAAUUGAAAAAAAAACAUUUUAUUUGAUUUAAUAUUUUGAUUUGUGACUUUAAUUUGAAUACCCAAGAAUUCAUUAUAAUAUGGGUAAACUAAAACUGAGAAAAAUUUUUUAAAAAAAACACCUAAUUUAAAAGACUAAACUAACAACUUAAUAACAAAUUUAACAGAGUUUGUACUGCUGAUGGGUACAUUAAUGUUAUAGAUAAGAAAUUGGGAAAGUAAUACAUUAAGUCAUUUAAUAUUAGAUGAAAAAGAGUUAGAAGUGUUUCAGAGAAAGAUAUUGAGGAAAAUAUUCACCCCAAAAAGAAACAAUGAAGGAGAAUAUCAAAUAAGAAUCAACAUAAAUUUAGAAAAAAUAUAAAACAAACCUAACACUGUUGGAAUCUUGAAAAAUACUCAAAUAAGUUGGGUGGGGCAUGUAUGGAGACUAGAAGGAUUAAUUUGACAAAUAAUAGCAUAGAAACCAAACACAAAGAGACCCAGAAGACGAUUUAAACAAAAAUGGACAAACAGAAUAAAGAAAGAUCUGAGGAUAUUGGGAGUAAGUAAUGCAGAAAAAACUGCCAAGAGAGAAGGAAAAAUAAAAGCAGUAUGUUCUAUAAAAAGCUGAAGAAGAAGAAUUUACUAUAUAAAACAUAGGUAUUAGGUGUAAUAAUUUUAUUUGGUUAUUCCCUUAUCUGUUUUACGUUCACGGACAGACUUAUGAUUUAGCCUUACCUAGUCGUUUUAUCUAUUCGAAAUUAUACGCGUUACAAUAGUAUGCAACAAUAUAGUCAAAAUAAUAUUUUAGAAUACAUACAGUAGUUCAAAUAUUUAUUAGUUGAAAAUAUUUAACUGUUUUUAGCCGCAGUGAACAUUCCAGAGAAUAAUGUUGAUAUUCGGGGGAACCUGUACCAUAGUGGAUCAAUGGUUAUGUCUAGGGUAGUGGUUCUUAACGUGGGCGGUACCGCCCCUUAGGGGGAAUUUUAGUCUCUCGAGGGAGCGGUAGGUUUUAAAUGAGCAUUGAGGGAAUGAGCUUUUUAAUAAAAUAUAAAAAAUAAAAAGCACCAGCGUUCAGUAAAACGUUAUCGCGCGUGAAAUCAAAUUAGUGUACAGGGCCGGAUAUAGAGUUUUCAUUUAGUUUUGGCUAAGAUUCCAAUAAUAUAAAACUCUGUAUAAAGACCAAAUAUCAAAAUAAAAAAAAAACAAAAGCAUCAUCAAAACACCGAGGUAAACCUCUAGUUUUCGUGAGGGGGUGUUAGCAGUCAGUUAUCUCGUAAAGAGGCGCUGAAAUGAAAAAGAUUAAGAACUACUGGUCUAGAGGGUAAUGUCUCUCUUUCCCCUCUACGGCCUUGGAUGUUUGUUAGCUAAAAUGAAAAAUUAGAAGGGUAGAAACUACAAUCCAUUUAUCAGCAGGUCUAUCCAGUGACUAAGCCAGAAAUCAAGAAGGCAAACAAGUGUCGUGUGCUCACUUUCUUGUGCCAAUGUUUAAUUUGAACUCGUCUUGUUUUCAGGUUUUUGUUCAACAACAAUAAUACAUCUGAACAGGUAGUCAACGUCCAACAAGACGACGGCCCGAAGAGAUUCAUACCAUUAACUUACGACGAUCAUCAGGAGUCUGAGGACCAACCAAACGGGCGAAUUAAUAUGGAGACGAGGAUCGUGCCAGCCAUGACAGACGACAGCCCGACCGUCGAAGAAGACACAGACAUAUCCAAAGAAGACAUUAGAUAA